AGCAAGCCCAUGUUAUCUUGUUCUUUUCCUCCACUAUGUUUUUUUUUUUUUUGCAAUUAUCUUUCUUAUUUAAAAGAUGAAGCAAGCAAACAGAAUCCCCUCUUUUGAUCUUGGUUUCAAUAUUCAUCAUCAAAUCACUGGUCCUCCUUUUAUAGAAAUCUUAGAUCUGCUUUUAACACAAGGUUUUGGUGGAGAAGAAGAAGCAAAGACGACGGUGUAUAAAUACAAGAGUAGAAGAAGAAGAAGAAGCAAUUAGAGGGAGAGUUAGUGAGCAAGGUGGAUCGAAGGCAAGGGAAGAGGUCUCUCCCUCCUCAUGAGGAGAAAAAAGAAGCUUUCAACUUUCCUAUUAUUCAUCCAACACCAUCUCAAAAUCGAAAGGAACAAGCUUCACCAUCACCCUUUUCACUCCUCAUGAGUAACAACAAAAACAACACCUUCUUCCCCACCCCACAUGGCCAAAUAAGCACUUCUGAAUUUGUUAAUAGCCAAAAUCCGCCCCAGGCUACAAAUCAAGGCAUUGAUGAUAUUAGGAAAAAGCACUAUAGAGGAGUUAGGCAGAGACCAUGGGGCAAAUGGGCAGCAGAAAUAAGAGACCCUAAGAAAGCAGCUAGAGUGUGGCUUGGCACCUUUGACACGGCAGAGGCUGCAGCUAUGGCUUAUGAUGCUGCUGCAUUGAGGUUCAAAGGAAACAAAGCCAAACUCAAUUUUCCUGAACGUGUUGUUAUGCCAAUACCACCACAAACAAAUAACAAUAAUUCCACUUCUUCAUCAGCUCCUACUACACAAUCAUCUUCUUCUCUUCCACCACCACAAUCUCUACAUAAUAAUAGUUCUCUUUCAGCAGAAGGGUUUCCAAAUCUUGAGGAGUAUGCAAGGUUGCUGAGUUGUAGCGAUGAUGAUGAUUUUCAACGUGUUGCAUUGGGGCUCUACCAGCAUCACAAUAAUGAGGAUUUUAUUUGUGGUUCAUCACAACCACCACCAGUGCCGUUUUUUGUGUCCUCUUCUUCUUCUUCUUCUGCAAUGACAUCGUCAUAUUCUGAUUUUUUGGGCCAAGGAGGGAGUACUGGUUUUGAUGAAGGGAACAAGAGGGGGUCGUAGUUUUAUGUCUCUGAAUUUUGAGCACUGCAUGCAGGUUGCUUCCACAACAAUUAAGGAAGUUCAAAUCUCUCAUCUCUUUUAUGUUCUUUUGUUUUUAUUAUUCCAAUUACAAAAUAACACCUGAGGUAUAAAAUCUAUAAUACUCAUCUUUCUUCUUUUA
Glycine soja is the source of this 1258-nucleotide messenger RNA. Its product is annotated as ethylene-responsive transcription factor ERF113-like. Gene Ontology annotation, molecular function: DNA binding; DNA-binding transcription factor activity. Lineage: Eukaryota; Viridiplantae; Streptophyta; Magnoliopsida; Fabales; Fabaceae. The transcript has 2 exons. The record is from RefSeq and is a predicted model, not a curated record. The coding region runs from base 412 to 1098 and encodes 228 amino acids. Gene Ontology annotation, biological process: ethylene-activated signaling pathway; regulation of DNA-templated transcription.